Gigantopelta aegis is the source of this 3640-nucleotide messenger RNA. RefSeq names its product ethanolamine-phosphate cytidylyltransferase-like. The transcript has 16 exons. The coding region runs from base 79 to 1254 and encodes 391 amino acids. The record is from RefSeq and is a predicted model, not a curated record. Gene Ontology annotation, molecular function: ethanolamine-phosphate cytidylyltransferase activity. Gene Ontology annotation, biological process: phosphatidylethanolamine biosynthetic process. Gene Ontology annotation, cellular component: cytoplasm. NCBI's taxonomy places the organism in Eukaryota, Metazoa, Mollusca, Gastropoda, Neomphalida, Peltospiridae.
GUUCUGACGGAUUGACAAAAAGCGUAACGAGGGAAAACGACUUUCAUUCCGAACAAGGGAGCAGUCUACUCAGUAAACAUGACAUGUCGAGAACCCAACACGGAUAAUUAUGUUUCUGGUGAAACGGCAGUACCAAAGAAGAAGAAACAGAUUAGAGUAUGGAUGGAUGGAUGUUUCGACAUGGUACAUUUCGGUCACGCUAAUGCUUUGAGACAGGGCAAGGAGUUUGGAGACUGUCUGGUGGUUGGAGUCCAUAGUGAUGCUGAAGUGACCAAGCACAAAGGACCUCCAGUGUAUAAUGAGCAUGAGCGAUACAAGAUGGUUCGAGCUAUCAAAUGGGUCGAUGAGAUAGUUGAAGAUGCGCCAUACGUGACCACGGUGGAGACGCUAGAUGCACACGACAUUGACUUCUGCGUUCAUGGAGAUGACAUCACAGUUUCUGCUGAUGGGGUAGACUGCUACAAGCUGGUAAAAGAUGCUGGCAGAUACAAGGAAUGCAAGAGAACACAAGGUGUAUCAACAACAGAUCUUGUUGGAAGAAUGCUGCUUGUUACAAAAACCCAUCACCAACGAGACGAAGAACAGGCUCCAGACACGGAACACGUUGGUGCUAUCAGUCAGGGAAAUGGUAUAACAAAGAAAGCACAGGGCUCCACGACUCACAGUCCAUACACGGGUGUCAGUCAGUUCUUGCCGACAUCACAGAAGAUAAUACAGUUUGCAAGCGGCAAAGAACCCAAACCAGAAGACAAGAUUGUUUAUGUGGCCGGGGCUUUUGAUCUGUUUCAUGUUGGUCACCUAGAUUUCCUUGAGAAGGCCGCUACACAUGGGGAUUAUGUCAUAGUUGGUCUGCACACAGAUAAUACUGUAAACAGAUACAAGGGAGCUAACUUUCCCAUCAUGAAUCUUCAUGAACGAGUGCUCAGUGUCCUGGCUUGCAAGUAUGUGGCUGAGGUUGUUAUAGGUGCUCCAUACUCUGUGUCUGCUGAUCUCAUGGACCAUUUUAAGGUCGACGUUGUAUGCCAUGGCAAGACUCCAAUCAUGCCAGAUGUGGAUGAAAUCGACCCUUAUUUUGAGCCAAAGAGACGAAGUAAAUUCAUGGUGAUCGACAGCGGAAAUGACCUAACCACUCAGAUGAUCAUAGAGAGAAUCAUAAAACACAGGCUGGAAUAUGAAGAAAGAAACCGCAAAAAGGAAUUAAAAGAGAAGAAGAUUAUGGAUGCACUGAAAAACAGUUCCAAUGCUUCUGGCUGAACCACACGUGUGGCUAGACUCUGUCGUGUUUUGUUACCGUGUUGUGCUGUGAGACGUCAGGACCUCUCUUAAGAACACAUAAAACUACUCAUUUCUCCCACAUCGUAAUAUUAGUGUAGUAACAAUCAGUUCCCUAGCAAAACCAGUGGGUGAAUUUAUUAUUAUGUCUAGCUUUUUGUGGUAUAUACUGUGUAUAUUUAGUUAACAAUAAUGCAUGGUUUUAGCUGGCUACCUUAAACAAAUGUUUUAUUGUACCAUAUUGUAUUAAACAAAUUUACUAGAAUUCAAAGCCGCACAAAUUUUAGCUUGUAAUUUUAUUGAUUGUGAAUAAGACUAUUUGAUUUUUUUUAGCUAUUAAUUAGAAUUUUUUUUUUUUUUACUACAUUGUUGAAUAUGUUUUUAGUUUUUAAGCUAGAUGUUAUAAUAUAUAUUAUAUAAAAGGUUGGAAUAUUAAAUGGGGUAUAUUUUAUAUACAGGUAGUAUCAGCAUAAAAUGUUAAAGCUUAUUAACAGGAUAUUUGAUAUACCAUUACAUUUAUUAUUUACAUGUACAUGUAUGUAGCCAGUUGUUUUAAAAAUUGGUUGUAAAAAAUAGUUAAUGUAAAACCAUUAUAAACCACUACCAUUUUAUACAAUACCAUACUUUAAACAAAUCGAGUGGUAAUAAUAUUUGCCCAAAAUAAGAUUUACAAACCUGGCUACAGAAUUUUGAAGCUAUCUAAGCGCCAUUAUAUCGUAAAAUCAUUGUAGGUUAUGAUGUCACUAUGACACUCACCAUAGCUUUUGGCGGUUUUAGGAUGUCUUAGCGCUAACAUAGCUUCGAAAUACGGGCCCCAAUUCUACGCAAGGGGAACUAAGGUGUUUAAAGUUGUAUAAUUAGAGUAUUAUUUAAUUUAUUAAGAACAAAUUGUUCAUUGAACAUGUCACGACAUGAUGUAACUACAUGUUAUUAUCAUUCCCCCCCACCCACCCCCCAUAACCGCUAAAGGGAGUAAGUGGUGAAUUAAUGUUUUUGUUUUUAAAUAAAAAUGUGUAACUUUAUUCAUUUAGUGAAGACUUAAUUAAGCAGUUCAGUUAUUUACAUUGGCAAACUUAGUGUUUCAGGAAGAUAAUUUUGUGGUAUAGGGCUGUUAUUUUUAUGCUCAUUUUAAAAUAGAACAAAUCAGAUACCAACUUCUUUUUUCUGACUUUUGCCUGUUAACAGGGCUGAAUAUUAAUACAUCAUUUCCCAUCAUUGAAAGUAAAAUGUUCAAUUUGAGAUGCAUAAAUAAAUGUUUUAAAAAUGUUUUUAAACAAACAUGUACUGUAUGGUAUAUUGAAAAUCCUUUUUCAUAAGCAUCAAGUAUUUUGUAGACUUGUUAAAAUAAGCUGGCAACAGAACAAUUUCAUCUGCUAUUUUUACUUCAGUGUCUGCUACAUUUUACACAUUAUAUCAUCAAUUAUUUUUAUUUCUCAGGAAAGUUACUUUGAAUAAGCAGUCUCCUACUUUUAAAACGAUGAACACAAAUCGGAGCUAUUUCAAUUUGUUUUUAAAUUUGUUUUACUUAAUAGGGGUGGGAGAUAAUUGGAAGGUACUAGUUUUAAAAUUAAAUGUGUGGGGUGUUGUAAGUAUUAUAUUCUCUACUUUGUAGUGUUUUAGCUACCAGAAAUUAAAAAUGAACCUUUGAACCUAUGUGGUGAGGAAAUAAAGAAAAAAAAGAAUAUUCUAGCCCAGUAUUCGUGAAACUGCUGAUCUAAAACUGAAGCUUGUAGUGUAGAUUCUAGUAUAAUUAUAUUACUUGAUUUUAAUCCAUUUGUUUGUACAUAUGAGCUUCAAAUCCUCAUCCAUUAGUUAUUAUUCCAUUAUUCUGGAAUAGCUGUUGAUGAAUGCCUUUUACUUUCACUCCCAAUGUUAUCUGUGAUCCUUAAUAUUCAUGUUUGUUGUGUGUGUUUGUAAUUAUGUCUCAUCUUCCACAUGGGUAGGAAAAAUACCAGUCAAUUAAUAUGCCAAGAGACCAGUCAUUUGGACAGAUGUAAAACAGAUUUUUAUGAGCUGUGUUCAUACUUUAUUUCUUGCUGCACUUAAUUCAUACUUUGCUUUUUCUGACAUUACGACAGAAGACAGUUUAGUAUCAUAUGAAUUUAUACAACAGGUGCAAAUCCUAUUAAUUCAUACUUUGCUUUUUCUCCAUCAGGGAUUUUUCCUGGAUUUUUUUGCCAGGGUCCUUUAUCUAAUAGGAUUGGGAAAAUUAGCACAAGUAAAUCAUACUUUGGAUAUUUGUUCAGGGCACUGAAUGAUGCAGUAUGCUACUGUUAAAUUAAUUCAAUACAACAGACAUAAUUAAAUAUAUAUACUGACACACAAUGAAAAUGCAAAACAGAUAUUUUUCAAUAUUUUGUUAUGAUUA